AGUUGUUACAGGCAGACCGUAGCAGACAGAGUUUGCAAACUUUGUUUUGUAUUUUGAAAGUAACGUAGUGGGAUGCAGCGUUUUGACAUACAUAUGUACCACAGCCUGCACAGAUGAUUAUAAUCAUGAAUGUCUCUGAAGAUUAUGAAGUAAAACAGAAAACUGUUGUGGAGCAUUGGAAUUAUAAAGGUUUAUUGGAAUUAGAAGCAGAUUUCUGUAAAAACCAUGCACAUGUUGAAAGACUCUAUUUAAAAAGGAAUAAAUUAAGAACACUGCCCAAAGAAAUUGCCUUAUUAACCAGCCUAGUUGAAUUAUAUGUUCCUGGCAAUGAAAUCCAAGAACUGCCUCCAGAGAUUGGUGAUAUGAAAAAUUUGAAGUUUCUGGAUGUCAGUUCAAAUUACAUUGAACAUUUACCAAAAACUAUCGGUCAACUUCACAAACUUCAAAAACUUGUAGUUUCUAUUAACAAACUACGUAUACUGCCUAAAGAGAUGGAGCAACUGGUCGGCCUGGAAACCUUAGAGGCUAUACAUAAUAAUUUGCAAAUAUUUCCAUCCCAGUUAUGUCAGUGUAAAAAUUUACAAACAUUGUGCUUUGACUGUAAUAACCUAAAGUUUAUACCAAGACAAAUUGUUAAAUUACAAAGACUGAAAACCUUAUCUAUAAGUGGAAAUAAAUUGUUAUCUCUUCCUUAUACAUUGUUACAGAUGUCAAGAUUACAAAAUAUAUAUGUAGAUAAUAAUCCAUCUUUGUUUGUUUUUCCUUAUGGUGCAUCAUAUGGUAAUUACAGAUGUGGUACACACCCGAUUUGUGAAGAUGAAGAUGAAUUUCUGACUGUAAAGAUAGAACAGCAAGGAUGUAUUUCUAAACUUUAUUUAGGACCAGAUAUGAAAGAAUUAAAUCAACCAUACUCAAAAAAUGUUCCUCUUCUUCUUGAACUUUGUUUUCGGAUAUUGUCAACAUCAAAUGUUGAUCAACACAGUUUGGUUAAAAAUUUGGAAUCUCAUCUACCAAAGGAACUGUGCAACAUACUUGAUACAGCAUCAGGAAUAUGCUUCGACUGCCAAAAGACUUUGUAUCUCAGUGCAUUUCCACUGAUAUUGAGGUCAAAACAAUCUGAAACUUUGUAUGAUAUAAUAUUUUACUGCUCUCAGAAUUGUCUGUUUAAGUGUUCAGAUGAUCAGAAGCUAGCUGCAAUUUAUCCAUUAAUACCAAAAAGAUAAAAAUUGAUAAAAUCUUAUUAAAUCCUGUUAUUUUUAUUGUUAACUUUCCAGAUUGAGAUAGGUGAUAAAUAUGUAUAUUUCAUUGAAACAGUAAGUCUGGAAAAAUAAUAUUUGCUUGUGAUUUUGAUCAUAAAACGGGGGAUUAACAGCCUGAAUACUGAUGUUAUCAUAGCGUUAUAUAGUGUGUUCAAAACACCCAAACUAGACAUGACUUCACAGUCAUGUUACAGUAUCUUUCGCAGUACAGUAUUGAAAGAAAACUUUCCCAUCAUCAUGGUGAAAAGCUUAAUCAAACUUCAGUCUGCUAGACGGAGGGCUUGGCGAGGAAUAGCAUCUUGUCAUUCUAAUAGGAUGAAAAACACAGGUCCUAUGUGCAGUGGUAUAGCGAGGGGAGGGGCUUCACUUGACAGGCAGCUGAUCUCUAGAUUCUAUCCCAUUUCUGAUCCUCUUGUUUACAAGAUUUGCUCUCAGUUAUGACCUCAAAUGCCAUAAAAUUGACUCAAAUUUUCUUGGGUCGACCCCCACCACACACACACACACAUAAACCAGUUCUUAGAGCUUUUACCUCGAAGACUUCAUCAAAAACACACUGUUUAACAUGAGUAUUAUAACAUUAAACAAUAUUUUGAGGAGAAUCUGUGACAGAAUGAAUUGUUUAUUUAUUAGAAUUUGUGAUCUCUUUAAAUAUUCGGACAACACUACGAAACGUCACCUGUAUGAUAACACCACACAUUUAAAUGCUAAAAGAAGUGGUAAAAUAGCCAUGAUCAUAAAACAAACCCUAUCCAUAAAGUCAUGGUCUGAAAUACAACCAACAAAUCAUGAUUCAUAUGGAAGUUAUACAACAACAUUAAACUCGGUAGGCCUAUCUGCUUGGAAACCUACUAUUAAGAGAUCCGUUAAUUUUUGGUACCUUAAUAUCAAUCACCCUCCGCCGAUACUGCCAUCUAUGUGUCCGCUUAUGCAAUGGCAGCCCACGCGUAAGCUUUUGCCUUUGAUAGCAGGUGCAAAAUAAUAAUGUGCAUUUGUGCGUACUACUUAUCUGUGCACCAAUCAAUGCACAGUGGUUAUUAUUAAUUAAUAAUUAAGUGUGUAGCUUUAACUCAUAUAUGAUUAAUGUUUCAAGGGAAUUAAAUGUGCUGUUAUGAUUCUGCUAUGUAUAAAAAUAUAUCUCUGAUUAUAAUUAAGACCUAUUUUCUUUAUCUAUGUAUGCAUUCUGUAACUUUCAGAUACAUGUUCUGGGGUAAAUGCAUCUAGGUCACUUUUGUUGAGUAGACUUUAAGACCCAUAUUCUUUCUCUAUGUAUGCAUGCUGUAACUUUCUGAUACCCUAUUCCCAUAUGCUGCGUUUAUCGCAACCCGGCCUCGUGCUGUAACUGGCUUGAAAACUUUAAACACAUGAUUGAACUACCUUAGAAUUCUGGGUCUGAAAUAAUAAUGUUUGGUGAUUUAAAUAUUGAUAUUCUAAUUCAUAAUAACUGCUACUGGUUGGAUGUACUGGAUUUAUAUAACCUAAAACAAAUUAUUUCUUCUCCUAUAAGAGUCACAACCCAUUCAUCUACCUUAAUGGAUCAUGUCAUCCGUGUCCUCACCUAAUAAUAUUAUUGAAACUAGUGUUCCUUCAUAUUCCAUAUCGGAUCAUUAUCCAAUAUGUUUUACAUGGAACAAAAAGGGCAUAGAAAUCCCCAAAACUAAUCAUAUUUAUAUUACAUAUCGAUCUUUUAAAUAUUUUUCCGAAUCUGAUUAUAUAAAUGAUUUACAACUCGCCCCUUUUGAUAAUGUUUAUAGCACAAAUUAUCCCAAUAAAGCCCUGGAGUUAUGGUAUAAUACUAUAAUUCCAGUUAUAAAUAAACAUGCUCCACUGUAAACCAAACGUUUUAAGAAUGCUACGAAGCAGCCCUGGCUUAACAAAGAAAUUUUUAAUAUGAUGCGUCAACGCGAUUGCCAUAAAAAGAAGGGAAAUAUUACUCAGUCUAAAAUGUGUAGAAAUUUGUUAAAAAAAUAUGAUUCGGAAAGCAAAAGCUAUAUAUUUCCUGUCUUGUCUCUAAUAAUAAAACUUAUGGAAUGCCAUAAAUACAACUUUAAAGAUACAUUAUGGGAGAUAAGAUGAAGAGAUGGCAGUUCUCGCUAUAAUAGUUAAAAACUAGAUAGUGUAAAGGUAAUUUGCUGAAAAUUUCAGUCAAAUCAAUCCAAAAUGAGCCGAGAAAGAAGCCGGUGAAAUUUUUGCAUAGUCUCGGUUAUCAUUACUAAAAUCAUUAAUAUAAACAGCAUAGUCUCGAUUAUCCACUUUUUCUGAUUUAAUUAUCUUUGGCCGUUAGCGGCAUAUAGGAAUCUAAUCCAGCCUACAUCGAAGGCUAGCCUUGACAUCAAGAGUUUAUUAUGGUCUGGAUAAGUUAAUUAAUGUCUAAUUGAUAAUUUAGAUAACAUUUCAGGCCUAAAGAAAGACUUGUAAUAAGCUGAUUUAGCUCUUGCAUAAUGCAUGUUUAAAUAGAAACAAUAAUAAUUCUUAAACAAUCCCCAUAUUGUUUCGGAAGAUUUUAAUACUUAUUUUACAGAAAUUGCCAGUAAUUUAUUCGGUAGUAGUACAGCAAUUGAUAAUAUCGAUAUGACAAAAAUUUUUGACUUUGUUAAUAAUCACAGGCCUUAAUAAAUCUCUACAAGCUCUAGAUAUCACAAAAGCCGUUGAAUUAGACUCUGUUAAUGCCCUAUUUCUUCAAAAGGUGCUCACAUAAUCUCUGGAAGCCUAACCUAUAUUUAUAAUAUUUGCAUUGAUCAGAAUGUUUUCCCUACUGUUUUGAAAACUGCUAAAGUUUUACCUUUAUACAAAAAUGGACCCAAAAAUGAUCCAAACAACUACCGACCAAUUUCUAUAUAACCAAGUUUAUCAAAAGUAUUAGAGAAACAUGUCUAUUCACGUCUUACUGAAUAUCUUAAUAAAUAUCAUUUCUUGUAUUCUAACCAGUCCGCGUUCAGAUCUAAUAGCUCCCGUUUGACUGCUUUAACUAAUAUUACUGAAAAUAUGUAUGACUCCCUAAAAAAUAAUCUUCUAUGUGAGCUAUUUUCUUUGAUUUUAGGAAAGCCUUUGACCUUGUAAAUCAUAAACUGUUGCUACAAAAAUUGCAACUUCAUCAACUGUCCAAGGCAUCUAUAAUGUUGCUUAAUUCAUACCUGCUUGAUAGACAAGAAAGGAUCUUUGUAAAUGGUAAUUUGUCUUGUAAACCACCAAUAGAUCAUGGCGUACCACAAGGUUCAGUCUUGGGUCCUUUAUUAUUUAAUAUUUUUAUAAAUGAUUUACCUCUGUAUUUAAAUUCUAAAUGUGAUCUUUUUGCUGAUGAUGCAACCAUUUAUACUAGUGCAAAAACUGUCCCUGAUCUUCAAAACAAUCUUCAAAUUGAUACAGAUACGGUAAUGAAUUGGUGUAGACAUAAUAACAUGAUAAUAAGGCCAAAACAAAAUUCAUGUUAAUUACAUCGUUUGAACUUUG
Patella vulgata (common limpet) is the source of this 4706-nucleotide messenger RNA. Its product is annotated as leucine-rich repeat-containing protein 28. The transcript has 9 exons. NCBI's taxonomy places the organism in Eukaryota, Metazoa, Mollusca, Gastropoda, Patellidae. The record is from RefSeq and is a predicted model, not a curated record. Gene Ontology annotation, molecular function: protein binding. The coding region runs from base 114 to 1223 and encodes 369 amino acids.